AAUUACAUAUCCCACCGACCGACGGCGAACUGGCGAACGGCAAACUGCCACACAGCGCUGCGUUUCCGUCUCACUUUUCCCUUUUUCAGAUCUCUUGAUUUAUUUCGAGUUUAUUUUCAAUGGCUAGGGUUUCCUUUUGAAUCCAGCAGGGAGUUGAGAAUGGAUUCCAUUGAUGGAUUAACAACACCCGACGACCAAAUCCAAUCUUUCUUCGAUUCAGCUCCUCCCCUCAAAGAUCGCCCUGAAAUCAGCCACAAAUUAAACCGAUUCAUCGAGUUCAACUCUCAGUCAUCAGGAGAUGGAAGACGGAGGAGGGUUGUUUGUGUCACGUCCGGCGGAACCACUGUUCCUCUGGAGCAGCGCUGCGUUCGGUACAUUGAUAAUUUCAGCUCAGGCAGUAGAGGAGCGGCAUCUACGGAGUAUUUUGUGAAGGCUGGAUAUGCGGUUAUAUUUUUGUAUCGAAGGGGUACCUGCCAACCAUAUUGUAGGGCUCUUCCUGACGACCCAUUGCUGGAAUGCUUUGAGUUUGCUGAUCAGUCUCAUAUUCAAGUGCGGGACUCACAUUCUGAAGCAGUGAAGAGAGCUAUUAGAGAUCAUCAUGCUGCAGUAGCUGGGGGUCACCUUCUAAAACUGCCCUUUACAACCAUAUUUGAAUAUCUUCAGAUGCUACAGAUGAUUGCAAUAUCAAUGAGGAGCCUUAGGCAUCAUGCAAUGUUUUAUCUUGCUGCUGCUGUCUCUGACUUCUAUGUUCCAUGGAAGAGCAUGGCAGAGCACAAAAUCCAAUCAGCCUCUGGCCCUUUGGACAUGCGACUUAUGCAAGUUCCAAAGAUGAUCUCUAUUCUGAGGAAGGAAUGGGCUCCCACGGCUUUCUGCAUAUCAUUCAAGCUUGAGACAGAUUCAAAGAUUCUCUUAGACAAGGCUGGGAUGGCUCUUAAAAAGUUCCAAGUGCAUGCAGUUGUUGCAAAUGAGCUGUUGACGAGGAAAGAGAAGGUUAUGGUUGUGACAAGCAAUGGAAAUAUUUCUGUUUCCGGGACAAGUCUGAGGUUAGUUCUGAUGUGGAAAAUCCUCUGGUUGAACUCCUUGUGGGCAGACACUUAGCUUACAUCAAGGAUUUCGAUACAUAAGAUUUUGGAAAAAUGAGAGAUAGGUGAUAUACUCAACACAGCUUUCAAAGCGACAUUUAUAUGCUUUUAGUUUCUCUAUUUGGUCAAAACGUCUCUCUGCAUUGUUGUAAUUUCCUUUCCUUACUGAUGAAAUUUGUUGAAAGGAAUGAGAAACAUGGAAAUUUCUUUUCAAAAAAUAGUAUUCUUGUAA
This is a messenger RNA of Rubroshorea leprosula, 1314 nucleotides long. The record is from the annotation of a GenBank genome assembly. NCBI's taxonomy places the organism in Eukaryota, Viridiplantae, Streptophyta, Magnoliopsida, Malvales, Dipterocarpaceae.